AUGAGCGAACAAAAGCAAGACCUGUUCAAACCAGUAGGUGAAGCUGCUGCAGAGAUUGAAAAUGAAACCGUAGCUGACCACAGCGAAGCUAACGACGGUGUUAAGUUGACCGGUGCAGAAGACGCUAUGGGCCACCCAGUACAGGAGGUCGAGUCUCUUUGCAUGAACUGUGGCAAAAACGGUACAACGAGACUUUUGCUGACUUCUAUUCCAUAUUUCAGAGAAAUCAUCAUCAUGUCUUUCGAGUGCCCACAUUGUGGGUUUAAGAACUGUGAGAUUCAACCAGCCUCCCAAAUCCAAGAGAAGGGUUCCCGUUACAUUCUGAAAGUAGAGUGUCGUGAAGAUUUUAACAGACAAGUUAUCAAGUCAGAAACUGCCACUUGUAAAUUUGUCGAACUAGACAUUGAAAUUCCUGCCAAACGAGGCCAACUUACCACAGUAGAAGGUUUGUUAUCAGAGAUGAUCGACGAUUUAUCGCAAGACCAAAAGAUGAGAAAAUCUAUAGACGAGAAUCUUUACAACAAGAUCGAUGACUUUAUAAAAAAAGUUAAAUCGUACAUCAACUGUGAACCCAACACUAUACCUGUAACAUUUGUUUUGGAUGACCCUGCCGGAAAUUCCUGGAUUGAAUACAAACCUGGCGAGCCUCAGCACAAAUGGUCUCAUACCCAAUACGUAAGAACUGAUGAACAAAACGUUCAAGUCGGUAUUAUCACGAGAGACCAGCUGGAACAACGUCGCCAAGAACAACUCAAGCAAUUGGCCAAUCGUGAAAGAAACCCAUCUGAAUCGGUUAAAGUUGGCUCAGCCAAUCCUCAGUUUUUAUCAGAUGCCACAGACAUCGAAAACUUCAAUAACGAAGUGCAAACAUUCAGAGCUUCUUGUCCAUCAUGCACCCAAGAGUGCGAAACUCAUAUGAAGCCGGUAAACAUUCCACAUUUCAAAGAAGUUAUCAUUAUGUCUACGGUUUGCGAUCACUGUGGUUACAAGUCUAAUGAGGUGAAGACAGGUGGUGCUAUUCCAGACAAGGGGAGAAGAAUCACCCUUUACUGUGAUGAUGCAGCCGAUCUAUCCCGUGAUAUUUUGAAGUCUGAAACAUGUAGUAUGGUUAUCCCUGAAUUGCAUCUUGAUAUUCAAGAGGGCACAUUGGGUGGUAGAUUCACCACUUUGGAAGGCCUAUUAAGACAAGUUUACGAAGAAUUGGAGUCGCGUAUUUUCACCCAAACUUCGGAUUCCAUGGAUGAAGCAACGAAGAGCCGUUGGAUAGAUUUUUUUGCCAAGCUAAAGGAGGCCAUUGCUGGAAAAGUCAAAUUUACAGUGGUUAUGGAGGAUCCAUUAGCUGGUUCGUACAUACAAAAUGUCUACGCCCCUGAUCCAGAUCCGAAUAUGACUAUUGAAGAUUACGAAAGGACAAAGGAACAAAAUGAAGACCUCGGAUUGUCCGAUAUAAAGGUAGAGUAA
Messenger RNA from Saccharomyces mikatae IFO 1815, 1461 nucleotides. It is a transcript of the gene ZPR1, whose product is annotated as zinc finger-containing protein ZPR1. The coding region runs from base 1 to 1461 and encodes 486 amino acids. The record is from RefSeq and is a predicted model, not a curated record. The transcript has a single exon. Gene Ontology annotation, cellular component: nucleus; cytoplasm. Gene Ontology annotation, molecular function: zinc ion binding. NCBI's taxonomy places the organism in Eukaryota, Fungi, Ascomycota, Saccharomycetes, Saccharomycetales, Saccharomycetaceae.